This is a messenger RNA of Drosophila hydei, 2649 nucleotides long. RefSeq names its product endoplasmic reticulum metallopeptidase 1-like. Gene Ontology annotation, molecular function: metalloexopeptidase activity. Gene Ontology annotation, biological process: proteolysis. NCBI's taxonomy places the organism in Eukaryota, Metazoa, Arthropoda, Insecta, Diptera, Drosophilidae. The record is from RefSeq and is a predicted model, not a curated record. Bases 10 to 2634 code for a protein of 874 amino acids. The transcript has 10 exons.
CUUGAUGAGAUGUUGCGCGCUAUUCGACGUCGCAUUGACUCAUGUCAAAACAAGAUUGCAGAUGAGCCUGAUGAAGCCGCCGACACAGUAACGAAAAAUGAUGUUGGACCCAAAAUACCUUGGUACUUUGCGAAUGGGUUUCUACUGUUCUGGGCACUGCUCUUUUUCGCCAUCGUAAUUCCAUUUUUCUAUCGGUUACCAACGGCGCUAACAGACGAAGAUGCCAGCAGGAAUGAAUUUAUUGCGGAACGUGCCUACAAAAAUCUCUACACUCUGUCUAAUAUUGGCACCAAAUUGACUGGCAGCAAAGAAAACGAGAUCGAAGCAGUAAAUUUCAUUCUUAAUGAGUUGAAAAAAAUUGAGGAAAAUCUACAGGAAGACCUUUUCGAAAUGGAAACUGAUGUAUCGCAAGCAGCCGGCUCUUUUCCAUAUAGUACCAUGCUCAACGUGUACCAAGGCGUUCAAAACAUUGCUGUGAAAUUAACGCCAAAGAAUAGCACUAGCCAAACCUACCUCCUCGUCAAUAGUCACUUCGAUUCCAAGCCAUUCACUCCGUCUGCCGGCGACGCAGGAUUUAUGAUUGUCACAAUGUUGGAAGUUUUGCGUGUUAUUGCCACAACAAAACAGCAAUUUGAGCAUCCGAUCGUAUUUCUAUUUAAUGGAGCCGAAGAAGGCAUGAUGCAGGCAUCUCAUGGCUUUGUGACUCAACACAAAUGGGCUCCAUUCUGCAAAGCCGUCGUUAAUCUUGAUGCUGGUGGCAGUGGAGGUCGGGAAAUUCUCUUCCAAAGUGGUCCCAAUAAUCCAUGGCUUGUAAAUUAUUACAAAAAAUACGUCAAGCAUCCGUUCGCAACAACCAUGGCUGAGGAAAUUUUUCAAUCAGGAAUUAUUCCAUCCGAUACCGAUUUUCGGCAGUUCAAUAAGUAUGGUAACAUCCCAGGAUUGGACUUGGCGCAAUGCAUUAAUGGUUAUGUCUACCAUACCAAAUACGAUCUUAUCGAUGUGAUUCCUCGUGGCUCCUUGCAAAAUACCGGCGAUAAUGUGCUUAGUCUGGUUCGAGGACUGGCUAACGCAACUGAAUUAAAUAAUAAGGCCGACAACACUGGUCACGCAGUCUUCUUCGAUUUCCUUGGCCUAUACUUCAUACAUUAUUCAGAUACUACAGGAAUAUGGUUGAACUUAUGUGUUGCCAUAGCUACCCUUAUAUUGAUUUUCGUUUCAAUAUGGCGCAUGUCGAAGGUCUCUUACGAAUCCAUUUCCUCUGUGACGCGCUGGUUUUCACUGAUCCUGCUCGUCCAGCUUUUAUCCUUUGUUUUCGGACUAGCAUUUCCUGCAAUAGUGGCAUGGUUUAUGGACAGUGUGGGGCAAUCGCUGACCUACUUUAGCUCCCCGAUGCUGAUCGUUGGGUUAUAUGUGUGUCCCUCACUGAUUGGCCUAGCUUUGCCUAUAACAAUCCACUACAAUAUUCAACGCAAUGAUAAGAUCUCACUCGCUUAUCAUCUUCAACUGGCAUUGCACAGCCAUGCCGCCAUCCUGGCUCUUCUGGUUAUUUUCUUGACAGCGUUCGGAAUACGAUCAACGUAUAUUUUUGUAAUUCCACUGAUCUUCUACUCACUAUCCCUUGUGCUUAACCUAUUGACUACGCUACACGAUCGUGGCUACGCCUGGAUGGGCAUCCUUAAAGCGGGACAGCUCAUUCCUUUCAUAUGUAGCAGCUACACCUUUUAUAUAUUUAUUGUUGUUCUGACACCAAUGGGUGGCCGUUCAGGUAGUGCCUCUAAUCGCGACGUAUUAAUUUCUCUGUUGACAGCAAUUGGAACGAUUUUAUCGUUUGGCUUCUUGCUCCCGCUCAUCAAUAACUUCCGUCGGCCCAGCUUUAUAAUACUCACCCUUCUGGGAGUCACAGUUCUGACUAUGUUCUUAGCCAGCUUCACACAAAUCGGCUUCCCUUAUCGACCAAAGACCAACGGGCAUCGAGUUGCAUAUCUGCAAGUGCGCAACAUGUUCUAUGAGUACGAUGGCACACUCGGUAGGGACGAGUCGGGCUAUUUGUUUAGUUUUCAGGAUCGCCGUGAAGAGAAACCAUUGUUGGGUACAAAGGUUAAUCUAACUGGGUUGGUUAGCAUUAAAUCAAGAUGCAAGGCCGAAAUGAUGUGUGGCAUGCCGCUGUACGAUUACCGAUUCACCAAGAGUAGACUUCAAAGCAAGUGGCUACCGCGUUCUGAACCAAUUGUUCCGCCAGGCAUAAGUACAUUGGACAUGCUGAAUAAAACCGUGCUCAAUGCUACGAAUGUUCGCUUUGAAUUUAACUUGACUGGACCCUCUCACAUGAGUUUGUUUAUCCAACCCUAUGAAAAUGUGAAGAUAAGCAACUGGUCUUUUCUACCCAGCUAUCUUGAUACGCCUUUGCCAUAUCAUAUCUAUUUAACAUAUGGCAUUGACAGCUCUCCGUACAAUUUCUUUGUGGAAGCUGAGAGUUUGCACGGCGAUUUGGGAUUUCCCUUAUUUCAACUAGGAGUAUCUGCGCACUUUAUUGGAAAUGAAGGAGACGCCCAAAGCGUGAAGUUCGCAUCUUCUUUUCCGUCCUAUUCUAUUCUGGCCGAGUGGCCUGCAAUAUAUAAGCAUUAUGUGUUCUAAAUAUAUAUGUGUGAA